GAUGCAAUGUCAUGCUUUUGGAAGCCAAGACCUGACUAAUAAUCACAAACCAAGAAAAACAAUUACAUCAACUGGAGAGUGACGUGCACCAGAAAAUUGGUUUUGUGAUGAAUGUGAGUUUAAAGCACAGUAGGUUUGGUCAGAUACGUGUAUAAAAAGGGAGAGAAAUUCAGGGCUCUCCAUUCGCACCUCCCAGCUUCCAUCCUCACUGAGCUCGGCUCGCCUCCCUCCACCUCACCAAGAUGACUUUCUACUACCAGAACCAGUGGGACGAUUCCUGCUACUCCCCGUGCAGCUACGGCAGCGUGUACAGCUACCGCACCUACGACUGCGGCAGCCCCUGCGGUUACCGCAGCUACGACUGCGGGAUCCCCUGCGGGUACCGCGGCUCCUGGGGGCUGAGCGGCUACCGGGACUGCUACCCCUCCUACAGCUCCCGCUGCUAUUCCCCGUGCUACACUCGCUACACCCGUCGCUACAGCCUGGGCAGCUGCUACCCCUGCUAUAACUAAAGGCGAGAUAGCGAUGCAUGGCUCCAGCGAGAAUCUGAGCUCCUGAGAUGAUGGCUGCGGUCGGGAAUAGCAUUAAAGUGCUUUCAGCUCUCUCCAGCCUCCUCAAACGAUACUGAAUUACCUGCAUUAGGGUCAACUCUUCCUUCGUAGCCUUUCGUUGUGCUCAUGCUGCGUGUUUAGGUGCAGAGCUUUGCACCAGGAGGUGCAGAGCUCAUCCCCAGAGCAAAACACCUGCUGUAAAGUGUGGAAACUGCACUUAAAGAACGUAUGCAUCCUGGGAUGUUCCUCCUUUUCUGCUUAUCUGUACUUGCUGUAUACAUUGCUUCUGCUUCUCAUUAA
Coturnix japonica (Japanese quail) is the source of this 851-nucleotide messenger RNA. Lineage: Eukaryota; Metazoa; Chordata; Aves; Galliformes; Phasianidae. The record is from RefSeq and is a predicted model, not a curated record.